Bufo gargarizans (Asiatic toad) is the source of this 1259-nucleotide messenger RNA. RefSeq lists its product as uncharacterized. The record is from RefSeq and is a predicted model, not a curated record. Bases 1 to 906 code for a protein of 301 amino acids. The transcript is spliced from 3 exons. NCBI's taxonomy places the organism in Eukaryota, Metazoa, Chordata, Amphibia, Anura, Bufonidae.
AUGGAUCCUCGAGCCUCUGACUGCCGCCGUUUAUCUACACGUGCCGGCAGCCAUAGUGGAACCCUGCGUGCGGCAGGAAGACCUCCUGAAACUGGAGACUUACCUCCUGAUUCUCCAGCAUCGAGAAACAGCGGCAAGGUGACACCGGCGGCCGGUGGUAAGCCUCAGAGAACCCCGCAGCGUGCGGCUGCAAAGCCGCAGGGAGCAGAUGACAGCCCCGCUCAUACUGCGGGCAGGAGAGGAGCAGCAACCAGGAGCAGCAGAGAUCCACUGCAGGAAUCCCUGUGUGACUCCAGCAAUGCACCGGGUGUGGUCAGGAGAGGUCCUGGGAGGAAAACAAGCCUGGGAUCCUCUCUGAGCUCCUCUUCAGAGCAGAUAACUCUGCACCCAGGAAAGCUGGAUGGGAAAGAAAGGCCGGCUGCUAAGCAGGCAGCGGGUGAACAGAGAGCAGAGCCGGCGGGUCAGGUUGCUGAACAAGCAGCCUGCGAAGUCUCUGGACCAAGGAAAGCUGCAGGAAUGGAGUCUGGAACCCCAAAGGAGACUCCCCGCAUGGGAAAAGGAAUAUGGAAGUUGAAUUCGUCUCUCCUGGAAGAAGCGAUGUUACAAUUAUCAGUGGAUGUGCCACUGAAGAAACCUGUGCGAAAAUGCAGAACCACGAGCCGUCCACCCGCUGCUGUGAUACCGAUCUGUGUAACUGAGGCUGCGACGCCGUACAACAUGGAGGCCGGAAACAGCCAACUGAGGCUCUCCAGCUGUUGCAAAACUACAACUCCCAGCAUGCCCAGACUGCCUACAGCUAUCAGCCUACAGCAGGGCAUGGUGGGAAUUGUAGUUUUACAACAAUUGGAGAGCCACAGGUUGGCCAUCCAUGAUAUACAUCAUCAAUGGUCCAAACUGAGUCUAUAGAAAGGAAGGAGACAGGACAGUGGUAGGAACCUGCAGCAGAUAGAAGACAGGGAGUUCCUGGACAUAUAGCUAUAUACUCAUACAUAGGCUGGGUACACCGUAACGUGGCGCGAGGGGAAGGGGAGCGCAGGAUUCAGCACACUUGGGUUGCAUUGUUUGUAUCCACAUGAAGGAUUGUAUCAUCUCACAGGUUCUGUCAGCACCGGAAGGAUACGACUCCGGCCAGGAGGAGAAGACGCAGCUAUGAUAGAUCUGUAUAAUGUAUGCUAUGUGUAAGGAAAUAUAUCUCAGCACUGCGUCUUUCUCACGUCUUUGCUGGAGACUUUCUUGCACUGGACUUCAUUUCCUUUUCU